UUUCAAGUUGUCUCCACGAGUUUCUUAGGCCAUGACAGGUUCUAUAGAUCAUCAAAUGACUGCUCCAACAUUUCCAAGCCUUUGUGUGAUCACUAGAAAUUAGAGCACCCCUUGUGGUUGAGAAACUUGUUUCAAGGUAUCUGAGGCCAUUAAGGUGUUGCUAACCAACGCGCACCUAUUAUGGUGUAACACCGAAUUGGUCACUCCCAAACAACCGUAAAGGGUGGCCGGGAGCGCUCAAUAUUGAAUUCCCAGUUCACCACUUUACUGCAGUAGCCUUUAUGGCUCUUCCACCUCCCACAAAGCCGGAAGAGGAUCCUCGGAAACUGAUUGAACCGACCGUUGGGUAGAACAUGCACGCCAAGUGUUCGACGUUUUGCCUCACCCAGACUCUCACCUCUGUUAUUUCACAAUGUACAAGAAACCCACCUUAGCUCGCUUUCACCAACUUCUCAAAACCCCAUUUCAGCAAACACCUUGUAUGUGGGUCUCAGUAAAGCACAGACACAGCGGAGGAAGAAGACCCAAGAAGAGAGUCUACCACAGGGACCAUGACCUUGACAAAGCCAUGGACUUGCGGAAGAAGCCUGCCUUGAUUUUACAGCUCAAAUCCAUUAUUCAGUCACACAAGCACCAAUCUUUACUUCUCAGGGACCUCGAGAAGGAAGUUGGGUUUGUUCACAAGUGGAAUUUCAUGGCUGUUAUAGAGAAAAAUCCUUCAAUUUUCUAUGUUGGUGGUGGCAAUAGAAUGCCCCCUUUUGUUCAGCUCACUGAAAAAGCUGAAAGGGUUGCUAGGGAACAAGCUGAAGCUAAGCAGUUGAUGGAACCCAUUUUGGUUAAGAAUCUAAGGAAAUUGUUAAUGUUGUCAGUUGAUUGCAGGGUUCCACUCGAAUCGAUUGAUUUCGUUCAAUGUGAAUUGGGUUUGCCGGAUGAUUUCAGAAAGUCAUUGAUUCCAAAGUACCCUGAAUUUUUUUCAGUUAAGGAUGUCAGUGGAAGAGCCUAUCUUCAUUUGGAGAAUUGGGAUUCUUCCCUAGCAGUCACAGCUCGUGAGGAACGAUUAGCUAGUGAUGGGAUUGUGGCCUCUGAUGGAGUGGGAAAGAAUUUUAGAAUAUCGAAAGAUGGUAAUUUUCGAGGUCCACAAGCCUUUACAAUGAGGUUUCCUGCUGGUUUUAGGCCAAAUGCAAGUUAUCUUGAGCAACUUGAAAAGUGGCAGAAACUCGAAUUCCCUUCUCCGUAUUUGAAUGCAAGGAGGUUCGACAUUGCUGAUACUAAAGCAAGGAAGCGAGUGGUGGCAGUGCUUCAUGAGCUCCUCAGUUUGACUAUGGAGAAGAGGAUGACAUCUGCUCAAAUGGAGGCAUUUCAUUCAGAGUAUUUCUUACCUUCCAAAUUGCUGCUUUGUUUGAUAAAGCAUAAUGGUAUCUUUUACAUAACUAAUAAAGGUGCAAGGAGUACUGUUUUUCUUAAAGAAGCUUAUGAUGGGCCAAAUUUGAUGAACAAAUGUCCCAUCUUGUUAUUCAAUGAUAAAUUUGUAGGACUUAGUGGUAGGAGAGAGAUCAAUUCAUGUAAUGUGAUGCCUUCUUUAUAGAUUUAUCUUGAAAGUGUAGAUGUGGUUUGUUGUUAGUAUCAAUUAUGUAUUGCUAUACAUUCAUUAUAGAUUCUUCUGGAAAAUGUUGAUUUUGUCUUA
This is a messenger RNA of Rosa rugosa (rugosa rose), 1684 nucleotides long. RefSeq names its product protein WHAT'S THIS FACTOR 1 homolog, chloroplastic. Gene Ontology annotation, molecular function: RNA binding. The coding region runs from base 413 to 1585 and encodes 390 amino acids. NCBI's taxonomy places the organism in Eukaryota, Viridiplantae, Streptophyta, Magnoliopsida, Rosales, Rosaceae. The transcript has a single exon. The record is from RefSeq and is a predicted model, not a curated record.